UAAUGCAGCAAAUCUCUUCUUCCAGGUUAUAAAACAAAAUGCCCCCCACAGAGUUAGAUACAGAAUUCCAAAAGAAGCAAGGGAUUAGCAUUCUCUGUCUGUUGAAAUAAUUUGGAUAUUUUGGCUACAGUUAAACAAGUCUGAGGGCUAAUUUCUGGUUUUGAUCAAAUGCAGUCUCACAGCCAAAGACCUGAAGAGUGACUUAGCUCCCUGCCGGUCCUCCAUCAGUGACAUCCUCUGGUUUCAUGGCCAGUUCAUGGAUUCCCAGGGCCUUCACCCAGCUGGCUUCUAGGCGUGCCUUCAUUUUAGUCCUUGGUGCAGAUAUUCAUGUCUAUCACCAACCGGAGUGUGACUGUGAACAUUGUAUUUCUCUGAUGUUCCAUUUCAUUAACUAAAAAAUGAAGAUAACAACCAUUUCAUGGUACUAUAAGGAGGGUUAAAGAUAAAAAAUAUUAAAAGGGACUAGCAUUGAGGAAGGAUCAUUAGGAAGUUUUCAAUAAAUAUUAGUCCUUUAAUUCCUCCUCUUCCCAUUAACUCCUAUACAUGUGUUAUUACCGCAUACUCUCACCUCUUAGGCUGCCAAGAAAAGUCACAGUUAGCCAAUGAAGACUUGAGACUGGUUUGCUGGAAUCUGAGGGUGGCCACUGAUGGGUAAUAAUCUGAACCAAAAAAACAUUCCAGGAACUCCUCCAACCCAGUCUUGAAGAAGGCAGGUUCUUCUUCAGUAUUAUGGGUGGUUUUCAACCAAAAGUACAUUUUUUUAUUCUAUGGCUUCAAUUAUUCAUUCAUUUAUUCAGGCUUAGAGAAACCUCCAGAAGACUGCUAUCAUGGCAGAGAAACCCAAGCUCCACUACUUCAAUGCACGGGGCAGAAUGGAGUCCACCCGGUGGCUCCUGGCUGCAGCUGGAGUAGAGUUUGAAGAGAUAUAUAUAAAAUCUCCAGAAGAUUUGGACAAGUUAAGAAAUGAUGGAUAUUUGAUGUUCCAGCAAGUGCCAAUGGUUGAGAUUGACGGGAUGAAGCUGGUGCAGACCAGAGCCAUUCUCAACUACAUUGCCAGCAAAUACAACCUCUACGGGAAAGACAUAAAGGAGAGAGCCCUGAUUGACAUGUAUACAGAAGGUAUAGCAGAUUUGGGUGAAAUGAUCCUCCAUCUGCCCAUAUGUCCACCUCAGGAAAAAGAUGCCAAAGUUGCCUUGAUCAAAGAGAAAACAAAAAAUCGCUACCUCCCUGCCUUUGAAAAAGUCUUAAAGAGCCAUGGACAA
Messenger RNA from Piliocolobus tephrosceles (Ugandan red Colobus), 1262 nucleotides. Its product is annotated as glutathione S-transferase A1-like. Gene Ontology annotation, biological process: xenobiotic metabolic process; glutathione metabolic process. The transcript is spliced from 5 exons. The record is from RefSeq and is a predicted model, not a curated record. The annotation marks the transcript as partial. Gene Ontology annotation, cellular component: extracellular exosome; cytosol. NCBI's taxonomy places the organism in Eukaryota, Metazoa, Chordata, Mammalia, Primates, Cercopithecidae. Gene Ontology annotation, molecular function: glutathione transferase activity.